Episyrphus balteatus (marmalade hoverfly) is the source of this 4353-nucleotide messenger RNA. RefSeq names its product atrial natriuretic peptide receptor 1. Gene Ontology annotation, biological process: intracellular signal transduction; protein phosphorylation; cGMP biosynthetic process. Gene Ontology annotation, molecular function: ATP binding; peptide receptor activity; protein kinase activity. The record is from RefSeq and is a predicted model, not a curated record. The transcript is spliced from 20 exons. The coding region runs from base 587 to 4075 and encodes 1162 amino acids. Gene Ontology annotation, cellular component: membrane. Lineage: Eukaryota; Metazoa; Arthropoda; Insecta; Diptera; Syrphidae.
GAUCCUUUUCUGUUAAAAACAACUGUUGACUUCUUUUGUAUCCUUUGACUUUGCGCUUGUACGGAAGAAAGAAUAUAUAAUUUCUUUAAAUUUGUAAAGGAUUUCACACCUUAAAAAAAAUUGUGUCUUUAAAAUAAGCAGAAAAAUGUCGGUUAAGUACAUAAAUAAAUAAAUAAAUAUGUUUGUGAAAAGUGUUGCAAAAGUGGCGGAUUAAUUUCACUUUCCGUUGGGGUUUUGUUUUGAAACAAAAAAAAAAAAAAAAAAUUGAAUGUCAGAAUUGUUUUAAAAAGUGGAUAUUUUAAUAUUGAAAGUGUUUUGAAUGUUUCCAAUUGUUUAAUGGAUAUUGCAGAGUUCUGAUUACGGGAGUUCCUGGUUACUUACCCUCUCUCAGUCGUUAUGACGAGUAUCAUUAUAUUAUUUGUAUCUUCAGAAGCCAUUAUUUUCCACAUUAACAAAACCAUAAACAUCUAAAAGUGUAUCCCCCCAUUUCCAUUCUCCAUCCUAAAUCUUAGUUAUUACUAUACCUUCCCAUUUUUACCCCAUCCUACUCCAAAAAAAUCACCCUCGUCCAAGAAACAUCCUUGCAAUGCGAGGAAAUUUCUUAUCUUUUACAAUCGGCUUUUGUCUCCUUGUGGCCAUUAAAACAUUCGGCAUAGUUUAUGAAUCGAAAAAAAUUUACUUCGAUGAUGGAUUUUGGGAAGAUAUACCAAAGGAUGUCAAUGGAACUGGGUCAUCUACAGGGAUUUUGGAACAACAAGUGGCGGGUAGUGAACAACAACAACAAAAAUCAUGGAGAAUCACAAAAAGGGAAUUGUCAUCAGACUAUGAAGAUGCUGGCAUGACGGUAUUUUACGUUGGCGUUUUGAUGGCUUCACAUUUGGAUUCACCUUUUGAUUUGGAAAGAUGUGGACCGGCUGUUGAUUUGGCCUUGGAUGCGAUUAACGAAGAGUUUUUGAAACCCCAUAAUAUAACACUGAGAAAAGUCCAAGCGAGCUAUCCAUCAUGUUCGGGAGCAAGGGCUCCAGGUUUAGCAGCUGAUAUGCAUUUUAAGGACGAUGUGAUAGCAUUUGUUGGACCAGCUUGUGCUUUUGCACUUGAACCUGUUGCACGGUUAGCAGCAUAUUGGAAUACUCCAAUUAUUACUGGAAUGGGAGAUCAGCCCCCUUCUGAGGGUGAGUUGACAGUCACAUCAGGAAUUCUUGGAAAAAUACAUAAAUGGAAAAAUGAAAGCACAGGAAUGUUUAAGGACAAAUCAAAAUAUCCAACACUCACGCGAAUGUCCUAUUGUCAGUGUAGAUUGAAAUUGGUGUUUGCAAGUGUAUUUCGUCAAUUUGAUUGGAAGCAUGUGGCUCUAAUUGUGGACAGAUCGGAUUUGUUUUCAUUGACAGUAGGAAAAAACUUGGAAUACGGUUUGCGACAAGAAGGUUUAUUAAGUUUUGUUCGAGAGUUGAACGGAAAUGAACAGGAACCAUAUGAAAAUUAUUUAAGGGAUGCCAGUAUGUAUGCAAGAGUUGUCAUCCUUUCCGUUCGAGGAACUCUUGUUCGAAAAUUUAUGUUAGCCGCUCACGCUUUGGAGAUGACAAAAGGUGACUGGGUAUUUUUGGAUGUUGAAAUAUUUCAGAGCUCUUAUUGGGGUGACCACGAUUGGGAGAUGGGCGAUGUUGAUGACACAAAAGCCCGCAAAGCCUACGAAGCAUUACUUCGGGUUUCUCUUCUUCAGCCAACAAGUCCGAAAUUUCAAGGAUUCGCAGACAAUGUGCGAGAUGUAGCAGCAAGGAAUUACAAUUACACUUUUAGUAAGGAUGAAGAGGUAAACAUAUUUAUUGGCGCCUUUUACGAUGGAGUUUAUCUUCUUGGCAUGGCUUUAAAUGAAACACUUACCGAAGGUGAGGAUAUACGGGAUGGUAUGGCUAUAACUAGACGCAUGUGGAAUCGGGAUUUUCAUGGAAUUACUGGACACGUGCGGAUAGAUGACAAUGGGGAUCGAGAUGCUGAUUAUUCAAUUCUCGACCUGGAUCCAAUCACAGGAAGGUUCGAGGUGGUCGCACACUACUACGGCAUCAACCGAAAUUAUACGUCAGUAAGUGGGAAACGAAUUCAUUGGCCUGGUGGGCGGGAAGGACCUCCGCCAGAUAUUCCAAAGUGUGGGUUUUUGGGAAAUUCGCCCGCUUGUCAUGGCAAUGAAAUGAUCAUUAUGUAUGUGACGUUUGCUUUUGCGAUUUUUCUUGGAUUUGCAACACUGGUUGUUUAUUUGAUGUGCAAGCAAUUAAAAUUAAACAGCGAAUUAAACAAUAUGUCAUGGCGAGUGCGUCCCGAUGAAGUUCUACUUGAAGUUGGACGACUUUUUGGAAGUAAAGUUGGUCUACAAAAGUUAAAUGCUGAGAACUUGUCUCUUCAACAAUAUGGAGUACACUCAGGUAGAGCGUCCAUAGCCAGUUGCACAUCUUUACCACUAACUCAAGUAUUCACAACAAUUGGCAUAUACAAAGGUGAAAGAGUGGCAAUAAAAAAAAUUGCAAAAAAGAAAGUCGACAUAACAUCGACUCUCCUGUGGGAAAUUAAACAAGCACGUGAUGUUUGUCAUGAGAAUACUGUUCGAUUUGUUGGUGCAUGUAUAGAUCUUCCACGGCCAACAGUUUUGAUUUUAACUGAAUACUGCCCUAAAGGAAGUCUCAAAGAUGUCCUUGAGAAUGAGGCGAUUCAAUUGGAUUGGAAUUUUCGUAUGUCAUUGAUACAUGAUAUUGUUAAGGGAAUGGCCUACCUUCACAAUAGUGAUGUGCAAGUUCAUGGGAAGCUAAGAUCUUGUAACUGUUUGAUUGAUGGACGAUUUGUUUUGAAAAUAUCAGAUUUUGGACUUCGAACACUGACUACUCCUUCAGAUUUUCUAAAGGAUCAAAAUUAUUAUAACAAUUUUCUAUGGAUUGCACCAGAACUUCUUCCAUUAACAAUUCUACCUGGCAACCCUGCCACACAGAAGGGAGAUGUUUACUCUUUUGCUAUAAUUCUUGAAGAAAUCGUAGUACGUGGGGGUCCCUAUGAAACUGCUCGCCAAUUUAUGGAUGUUCAAACAAUUUUAAAUCGAGUUGAGGCCCAUGAGUCUCCAUCGCCUUUUCGACCUUUCGUUGGCCAACGAGACUGUCCACCCGAUGUUCUCGAUCUAAUGAGCAAAUGUUGGGCAGAUAAUCCAGAUGAUCGACCAGCUUUUGUAACAAUUCGAUCAACUGUUCGACUUAUUAUGAAAGGAUUCUGUGAGAAUCUUAUGGAUGACCUACUCCGUCGUAUGGAACAAUAUGCAAAUAAUUUAGAAAGUCUAGUCGAAGAGAAAACGGAACAGCUUAGCAUGGAAAAACGAAGAACUGAAGAAUUAUUGUAUCAAGUUCUUCCAAGACCCGUCGCAACUCAACUUUUAGCUGGUGAAAUGGUGCAACCUGAACAAUUUGAAUGCGUGACGAUAUAUUUUAGUGAUAUUGUGGGCUUUACAGCCCUUUGUGCUCAAAGUGGUCCAAUGGAAGUUGUUAGCUUUCUAAAUGACCUUUAUAGUACAUUUGAUCGAAUUAUUGGAUUCUAUGAUGUUUAUAAGGUUGAAACUAUAGGAGAUGCUUACAUGGUGGUAUCAGGUCUUCCGGAACGAAAUGGCGAUGAUCAUACCCGUGAAAUCGGUCUUAUGGCACUUGCAAUUUUAGAUGCCGUGAAAUCUUUCAGUAUUAAACACAAACCUGAGUGUCAAUUGAAAAUCCGUAUUGGUAUUCAUGCUGGACCGGUGUGUGCCGGAGUUGUGGGUCAAAAAAUGCCACACUAUUGUUUAUUUGGAGACACAGUGAAUACGGCUUCUCGAAUGGAGUCAUCGGGUUUACCACUGAAAAUCCAUGUUUCACCAGCGGCUAAGGAGAUUUUUGAUAAAUUUGGUACAUUCGAAAUGGAACUUCGUGGUGAAGUUGAACUCAAGGGAAAGGGAAAAGUCAUAACCUAUUGGUUAAUUGGUUGCACAGAACCAGAUCCUAGACCACCAACUCCAUUAAAAAAUCAUGAAAAUGAAUCUCCAUUUCCGAUCUUAUUUCCAUGCAUUGGAAAGUAGUGAACCAUAAGCUCGAGGAUAAGAAAGCAUAUUUUAAGGUGUGUGCCAAAAAGCAAAAAAAAAAACAAAAAAUACAUUUGUACCUCUAGUUUUGAGAAAGAAAAAAUCAAUUAUAUUGUGUAUUAUUGUGUAUUAUUUAGGAUAUAAGAAUGUGUCUAAAUUUAUUACUAUACCAAAAAAAGAUUGUACAAAACUUAUUAACAACUUAAUCAUUCCUGAAGAAUGUUGUUUUAUUGUGAUCAAGGUACUUUUAAUUGUAAGAUCUAGAAAUGUAUAAU